This is a messenger RNA of Trichomycterus rosablanca, 1942 nucleotides long. RefSeq names its product zinc finger protein 420-like. The coding region runs from base 1 to 1626 and encodes 541 amino acids. The transcript is spliced from 3 exons. The record is from RefSeq and is a predicted model, not a curated record. Gene Ontology annotation, molecular function: DNA-binding transcription repressor activity, RNA polymerase II-specific. Gene Ontology annotation, biological process: negative regulation of transcription by RNA polymerase II. Lineage: Eukaryota; Metazoa; Chordata; Actinopteri; Siluriformes; Trichomycteridae.
AUGGAAUCUGCAGAAGUGGAAAACCUCGUUGAUCUACAGAAUGAUGUUGAGGAGAAGCUAAUAAAAAAGGAAGAGGUAGAAGAUGAAGAUUACCUCUGUGGAGAAGCAUCAUCCUCUGUCGAUGUCACCUCAGAGGAUCAACAGAAUAACGCCUUCUAUAUACAAAUUGUGAAAAAAGAAGAUCCGGAAGAUAAAGAAGUGGACGCCGCCCUCUCCAGCUCAGAUUGUGGACGUCUUGGUUGCCAGAGUGAUCUUGAAGUCCACCAGUACGUUCUCGCCGGGGAGAGGCCGUAUCACUGCUCAGACUGUGGGAAGAGUUUCAAUCAGCACAGUCAUCUCAAAAUCCACCAGCGCAUUCACACCGGCGAGAAACCCUAUCACUGUCUGGACUGCGGAAAGAGUUUCAAUCAACAGACUCAUCUCAGGAUCCACCGGCGCAUUCACACCGGUGAGAAACCGUAUCAGUGCUCAGAGUGCGGGAAGAGCUUCGUUCAGCAGUACGAUCUCAAAAGACACCAGCGCAUUCACACCGGGGAGAAACCCUAUCACUGCCCCGACUGCGGGAAGACUUUCUUCCGGGACAGCGCUCUCAAGAUACACCAGCGCAUUCACACCGGAGAGAAACCGUACCAGUGCUUAGACUGUGGCAAGCGAUUUAGUCAGCAGUGUCAUCUCAAAAUCCACCAGCGCAUUCACACCGGAGAGAAACCCUAUCAGUGCUCACAGUGUGGGAAGCGCUUUAACCGAGACAGUACUCUCAGACUGCACCAGCACAUUCACAACGGCGAGAAACCGUAUUACUGCGCGUACUGUACAAAGAGUUUCAUUCGAGAGAGGGACUUCAGAUGCCACCAGCACUUUCAUACCGGCGAGAAGCCGUAUCAGUGCUCAGAGUGUGGGAAGAGCUUCACUGAUCCAAAUGUCUGUAAAAAACACCAGCGCAUUCACACCGGAGAGAAGCCCUACCUGUGCUCGGAAUGUGGGAAGAGCUUCACUCAGCAAAGUUCUCUCAAAAUCCACCAGCGCAUUCACACCGGAACCAAACCCUAUCAGUGCUCGGAGUGCGGGAAGAGCUUCAAUCAGCAGGGUCACCUCAAAAUACACCAGCACGUUCACACCGGAGAGAGGCCGCAUCAGUGCUCACAGUGUGGGAAGGGUUUUAAUCAGCAGAACGAUCUCAAAAUCCACCAGCGCAUUCACACCGGAGAGAAGCCACAUCACUGCUCGCAGUGCGGGAAGAGUUUCAAUCACCAGAGCAAUCUCAAGAUACACCAGCGCACUCACACCGGGGAGAAACCGUACCAGUGCUCACAGUGCAAAAAGAGUUACACUAACAAGAGUAAUCUCAUCAUCCAUCAGCGCAUUCACACCGGAGAGAGACCCUUUCAGUGCUCACAGUGCGAGAAGAGCUUUUCUACCCAGAAUAAUCUCAAAAAGCACCAGCGCAUUCACGCUGGAGACAAGCCAUUUCAGUGCUCGCAGUGUGGAAAGAGUUUUAAUCAACAAAAUAAUCUGAAACGGCACCAGUACAUUCACACCGGGGAGAAACCAGAUCAAGGGAUUUCAGAUGUGCCUGAUUCUGAGGUAGGAAGCGAGUGGGAGAGCUCUGUCCUAAUCCUGAUUUAAACCUCGUCAACGUAUGGGUAUGGGUAUCAAAGUUGGCUAGCCACGUUAUGCAGACUUUGGCGCAACAUGAUUCAAAGCGACUUUACAGAAUCCAGGACCAACAGACCAAAAACCUCCUGUUGAGCAAACCGAGGGCGACAGUGGCAGGAAAAACCCCCUUAAAAUAACAGGAAGAAACCUUGAGAGGAACCAGACUCAGCGGGAACCUCCGUCCUCCUCAGGUGGUCUGGAGGAAACUUUAAAUAAACAGGAUUUACACAAAUCAUACAAACACACAAUUAAAUUGAAAUAAAAGUUAUAACCAGUAAAUAAUAAA